This is a messenger RNA of Hirundo rustica (Barn swallow), 1670 nucleotides long. RefSeq names its product heat shock 70 kDa protein 12B-like. NCBI's taxonomy places the organism in Eukaryota, Metazoa, Chordata, Aves, Passeriformes, Hirundinidae. The record is from RefSeq and is a predicted model, not a curated record. The transcript has 5 exons. Bases 13 to 1668 code for a protein of 551 amino acids.
GGGGAGGAAUCCAUGGAAAUGUGUGGAUCCCAUGGAAACGGGGUGGAUCCCAUGGAAACGGGGUGGAUCCCAUGGAAUUGGGGUGGAUCCUUUGGAAACGGGGUGGAUCCCUUGGAAAUGGGGUGGAUCCCAUGGAAACGGGGUGGAAUCCAUGGAAACGGGGUGGAUCCCAUGGAAAUGGGGUGGAUCCCAUGGAAAUGGGGUGGAUUCCAUGGAAAUGGGGUGUAUCCCAUGGAAAUGGGGUGGAUCCCAUGGAAACGGGGUGGAUCCCAUGGAAACGGGGUGGAUCCCGUGGAAGUGGGGUGGAUCCCGUGGAAACGGGGUGGAUUCCAUGGAAAUGGGGUGGAUCCCAUGGAAAGGUGUGGAUCCCAUGGAAACGGGGUGGAUCCCAUGGAAACGGGGUGGAUCCCAUGGAAACGGGGUGGAUCCCAUGGAAACGCGGGGGAUCCUGACCCCCGGCCCUGUCCCCCAGCCCGGGAGCAGCUCCGGCGAUCCCGGCACAGCCGCACCUUCCUGGUGGAGUCGGGAGUGGGCGAGCUCUGGUCGGAGAUGCAGGCAGGUGACAGGUACAUCGUGGCCGAUUGUGGCGGGGGGACGGUGGAUUUGACCGUGCACCAGAUCGAGAAGCCGCAGGGGACGCUGAAGGAGCUCUACAAAGCCUCGGGAGGUCCCUACGGGGCCGUGGGCGUGGACCUGGCCUUCGAGAAGCUCCUGUGCCACAUCUUCGGGGACGAUUUCAUCGCCACCUUCAAGGCCAAGCGUCCGGCGGCCUGGGUGGACCUGACCAUCGCCUUCGAGGCCCGGAAGCGCGCGGCCGCCCCCGGCCGCUCCAGCCCCCUCAAUGUCUCCCUGCCCUUCUCCUUCAUCGACUUCUACCGCAAGCACCGCGGCCACAACGUCGAGACCGCGCUCCGCAAGAGCAAUGUCAACCUGGUGAAGUGGUCGUCCCAAGGGAUGCUGCGGAUGUCCCCCGAGGCCAUGAACGAGCUGUUCCAGCCAACCAUCACCCACAUCAUCCAGCACAUCGACGCCCUCCUGAAGAAACCCGAGGUCCAAGGCAUCAAAUUCCUCUUCCUGGUGGGCGGCUUCGCCGAGUCGGCCAUGCUGCAGCGGGCGGUGCAGGCCGCCUUCGGCCACCGCUGCCGGGUGAUCGUCCCGCAGGACGUGGGGCUGACCAUCCUCAAAGGGGCCGUGCUCUUCGGCCUGGACCCCGGCGUGGUGCGGGUGCGCCGCUCCCCGCUCACCUACGGCGUGGGCGUCCUCAACAAGUUCGUGGAGGGCAAGCACCCGCGGGAGAAGCUGCUGGUCAAGGAGGGCAAGAACUGGUGCACCGACAUCUUCGAGAAGUUCGUGAGCGUGGACCAGUCGGUGGCCUUGGGAGAGGUGGUCCAGCGGAGCUACUGCCCGGCCCGGCCCGGCCAGCGCCGGACCAUCAUCAACAUCUACUGCUGCGACACUGAUGACGUGGUGUACAUCACGGACCCCGGCGUCAGGAAGUGCGGCACCAUCAGCCUGGAGCUGGGCGACGCGGGGGACGCGGGCCCGGCGCGGGGCCGGCGAGAGAUCCGCGCCAGCAUGCAGUUCGGGGACACCGAGAUCAAGGUGACGGCGCUGGACACGCGCACGGCGCGCAGCGUGAGGGCCACCAUCGACUUCCUGUCCAACUGAGA